Molecule: messenger RNA, 643 nt
Organism: Capsella rubella
Lineage: Eukaryota; Viridiplantae; Streptophyta; Magnoliopsida; Brassicales; Brassicaceae
Product: putative lipid-transfer protein DIR1
Exons: 2
Coding region: 55-378 (107 amino acids)
Biological process (GO): systemic acquired resistance
Molecular function (GO): fatty acid binding
Source: RefSeq, a predicted model, not a curated record
AAACUUUAAAGAGAGAUGCACAAGUAGAGGUACUCUUAGAGCAAGGAAGAGAGAAUGGGUAAGAACAAUACCAAAAUCCUUAUGCAAUUUGCAGCUUUUGCAAUGGUCUUAACCGUUGCAACAAUGGUGCAAGAGGCCACAAGCAUGUCUAUUUGUAACAUGGACACAAACGAACUGCAGAAAUGUCGUCCAGCCGUCACUGGAAACAAUCCGCCGCCUCCUGUCAACGAGUGCUGCGUUGUGGUUCGAGCUGCUAAUCUAGAAUGCUUCUGCAGACUCAAGUUUUAUCUCCCGAUUUUGGGAAUUGACCCGUCUAAAGUCGCGGCUCUUGUUGCCAAAUGUGGCGUGACAGCAGUCCCUCGUUCUUGCCAAGCUUGAAGAACUGAGCUGAGAAAGGUCUUUAUGGUGCUACAGCUACAGACUUCGCUGGAUCUUGUCUCUUUCAUCUGAAUUUAAAUAUACAAAUGGCUCCUUUUUAUAUAGUUCAAGUGAUUAUACAAUGUAUUUUUAGUGUUCUGUUUCAAAUAAAUCACAAACUGUUAGUGAUUUUAGAUUCCCCUUGUGUAUGUAGAAGAACCGUGUUCUAUACGUUAAUGAAAAGUGUAAAGUAUUCUCAGAGUAUCCAAAACCUAAAUUCUAUUCU